Messenger RNA from Sinocyclocheilus rhinocerous, 1751 nucleotides. RefSeq names its product SH3 domain-binding protein 5-like. The transcript is spliced from 6 exons. Gene Ontology annotation, biological process: intracellular signal transduction. Gene Ontology annotation, molecular function: protein kinase inhibitor activity. The coding region runs from base 373 to 1680 and encodes 435 amino acids. Gene Ontology annotation, cellular component: cytoplasm. Lineage: Eukaryota; Metazoa; Chordata; Actinopteri; Cypriniformes; Cyprinidae. The record is from RefSeq and is a predicted model, not a curated record.
GGUUUCGCGUUUUCUAUUUACCUCACUCGUGUAUCACAUUCCGUAUUAUUGAAUGGCGGAGGGAGAGCGAUGUUAGCCAUGGGGUAAAUCUGAAGCAAAAGAAUGGACUUUUGGCGAUUAUUUGUCAUGUAAUCUUCAUAUUAUUCAAUUUCAUGGCACUUUUAAACUCAUCAAACCGGUUUAUUUAUUUGCUGAUAACAGUUAGUCAUUUGCAGUGGCGAGCAAGCUAAAAAACUACGACAGAAAGUAAUGAAGGGAAAGACAUUUAAAAUAUAGUCAAGUAAGGUUACUUCUCCGUUUCGCUUCCGAUCUGACAGUUUUCGCUUUGUUAAUCGUCAACAUUUGAUCUCGGCUAUACGAAGAGGCCUGUAAAUGGAUCCAGCGGUUUUGCGUGAAAGUCCUGCGGGUUCAGGAGCACCUUCAGUGGAGGACAGAGGAGGAAAUCAGCCGGAGGAGGUGACAGAUGAUAGCAGAGAAGCUGAUGGGGAAUCCGAGGAGACCGAGAUGGAGGGUAAAGACUCUAAAAGGCAAGAUGAAAACUCACUACAUGAAAAACUGACUGAGGAGGAAUUAGAUCCAAGAAUCCAGGAGGAACUGGAGCGUCUGAAUGAGGCCAGUGAGGAGAUCAACAAAAUGGAACUGGAACUGCAAGAGGUUCGGUCCAGCCAUAGGAGGAUAAUGAGUGAAUCUGUGCUUAAACUCAAGGCGAAAAGUUCAGAACUGGGGUCCUGCAUCGAGAAGGCCAGGCCGUACUAUGAGGCACGAAGAAAAGCAAAAGAGGCCCAGCAGGAGACCCAGAAAGCCGCACUCAGCUUUGAGAGAGCCGUGUCCAUGCACUCGGCUGCUCGAGAGAUGGUCCACGUGGCUGAACAGGGCCUCACUGCAGUCAAGACACUGGAUCCAACCUGGCAAGAGAUGUUGAAUCAUGCUACCUCAAAGGUGAACGAGGCGGAGGAGGAGCGCAUGAAGAGCGAACGGGAGCACAUGCGUGUCACCCAGCUGUGUCAGGAGGCCGAAGCCUGCGUGCAGGAGCUGCAGAAAUCGCUGAAGAGAUCCAUCGUCAAGUCCAAGUCUUACUUUGAGCUCAAGGCUCAGUUCAAUGACAUUCUAGAGGAGCACAAGUCAAAAAUUUUACUGUUAGGGGAGCGUAUUUCCAAAGCCAAGUUAAACUACUCCAGCACCCUGCGCCACCUGGAGCAAAUCAGUGAGGAGAUUCAUGCCCAGAGAGAGCAGGACCAACCAAAGGAUGGACCAAUCAAAACGUGCGGUGGGCGGAGCCCUCCUGUAGGAGCAGAGACAGUCAGCAGCACAGGUACCGAAGGCGGAGCCUGCGGAGGCUACCCGAGACCAAACGAUUGGGUAGAUGGAAAAGAGGGCGUGGCUAAUACCAGAGAGUGGGUGGAGACACAUAAGAACUCCAGGUGGGUGGACAUGGGAAGAGCAGACGUGACACGAUCUGGUUCAGACUCUCUUUCCAUCGUCAGCCUCCAGACCAUCAUCUCUGAUCUCAAAAAGUGUGAUUCGGUCGAACACCUGGGCCGCCUCAGCAGUGACAUCAGUCUCUCAGGGGAAGAAGGGGAGAGAGACGGGCUGGAGAAUGAUAAAAUGCGAAUGAGGCAAAAAAACGCACACAUUUCAGAGGAGUUCCUCAAACAACACAUAAGAAGUGUCAGUUUAUGAGUGCGUCCUUGAAUAAUGCUCACGUUUCAUCGUUUUUAAGCUUGUUUCUGGACUGACAGAGUAACUCAUAA